CAAAUACACCCAGUGUUGACUUAACAGUUUUGCCCAAUGUCAUACAUCUUAAUCCGUUCAACACGACCAAUGCAAUAAAGUUAAGUGGUUGAAAGACAUUUGGAUUUGUAUUAGCGUUAUUUCAAUAUGGCAUUCAGUAGUACCAUGCGUCAAAGUAUGGAAAGCACAUACCGUCAAAAAUAUUUGGACAAUCUUGCUAGAGGUGUGGAGGGGAUGUGGUUAAAGCAGAGAUAUACCGAUGUGACGGUAAAAGCGGGAAGUAAAGCGUACGGAGCUCAUCGUGUGCUGUUGGGGUCCAUGUCGAACUACUUCAAGGAGCUAUUUAUGCACAAUCAUGAGGAUAACGUGGAAGUGUCGAGUGUUGAAAGUCAGACUUUUGAAAUCGUGUUACAAUAUAUCUACACAGGAAAAACGGACGCAGUGAAGGCUAACCUCGAAAGUGUGCUUUCAGCCGCAGUCAAGCUUCAAAUUCCAUGUUUACAAGAGAUCUGCGAGGAUUUCCUAGCUGUGAGGCUCACACCUGAGACUUGUGUGGGCAUAUUCAAACUGGCAUCUGGUCUUGGGUGUGCAUCUCUCACAAAACAAAGUCGGGCAUAUAUGUUAGAAUACUUCGAAAGUGUAGUGAAAUGUAAGGAGUUUAUGAAUCUAAGCGCUGAAGAACUAACUGCAGUCAUCAAUGAUGAUGACCUUAACACGCCGUCUGAAGAGAUCGUGUGCGAAGCUGUUUUGGGCUGGAUAGCUGCAGAUCCUGUUCAGCGAUGUCAGUUUUUAGACAAACUGUUCAAUGUUGUGAGGUUUCCUCUUUUUAGUGAGAAGUACUUACAAAAUCUGAAGGGGAAUGACAUAAUAGCUAAGUCUGAAUCAGGUCAAAGAAUAUUAAAAGAAAUCACUAGCUAUAUGAACACAGGACUUCCCGCGACAACUGUGAACCCACGACAAUUUCACCAUCGUACUGAAGAAUUGAUCUGCGUCGUCGGGACCAGGAGUAGACAGCCUAAUCCAGAAACCACAGAGGUCAAAUGCUUUAGUUUCAAUAAAGAAAUGGAGUAUAAUCUCGCUUCCAUACCGGAAGAGCCCGGCGCGUGCUAUGCCGUCUGCACAAACACUAACGACCUUUACCUCUCUGGGGGAUAUCUGGGUCAAAAACGUAUGCUUCGUUUCCUGGCGACAGAGAAUAAAUGGAACCUAUGUGCCGAUAUGAAAGAAGGGCGUUGGGGGCAUUCCAUGACUGCUGUUGACGGUUUGAUUUACAUUAUUGGUGGUAGUAAGAAAAUCCCCGAACCGAUUGCUGCAAUCGAAAUGUACAACGCUGGUUCCGACACUACUUUAAUAGUUGGUACAUUAGAAAUCCCAGUGUCUUUUGCAGCGGUAGCCUCAUUGGGUGAUAAAGUGUACAUAUUUGGAGGAAAACUAGAAAACAGGAACAUUUGUGGGAAAGUACAAUGUUUCGACACAGUAACAAGAUCUUGUAAAGUCGUCUGCGAUAUGCCCCGGGUUGACUCAACAGUUGGUAGAACUGCUGUGAUCGACAAUAUUAUUUACAUUUUCUACAAUCAAGGGGAGGUGGUUAUGUUCAAAGAAGAUCACGCGCCAGAAAUAGUAGCUUCCGGCGUUGCAUUUGACCAUUUUGGCGUGGUCGUCCACGGCGGGCGUGUCUUAAUUGAUGGUAGCUAUGGUAACCAGUAUUCAACGGUGGUAUUCGAUCCAGUUACAAGAGUGAUAGAGCCUUACUCCCGCACAGUGAAAGCUGCCUUGUGUAAUUUCUACUGCAUGCCUAUUGUGAUAAGCAAGAACAUACUGCAGUCUUCCAUGAAAUAAACGCAUCUUUGAAGCUCAAAACUAAAGAGCAUCUGUUAAUGGUCAUUUUUACUAUUCUAUCAAAUUAGGUAUUUCUAAAUGAUGAACGACCUUUGAAAAUCCCCGUUAUUUUUGAAACCAAUUUAACUAGAACAGCUACAUAUCGUCAUUUUGUUUCUCAUCAGUUGUCAAACUAACAUUAACAACUCGAGGCAUGUUUUAAAAUGAACUCAAAUUUUCAUUUUUUUAAAACAAAAAACGUAAAACAGUUGAAACUAUGUGAUCACCUGCGGCGUCGUCGUCUAAAUUUGUACGCUCUCUUUCUAAAGCAGUUCUUAUCAAAUUUUCACCAAACUCGGGUCCUCAAUAUCUAAGGGUUUAAUAUCUCAGCCAAGUUUGAUAACCAUCCGGGGCCUGUCUCUCUGGAGUUAUGGUCCUUGAAUUACUAAAAUUGGCGACCGCUCUCUCUUGCUUUAUCAAAUGUUCACCAAACUUGUUCAAAAUGUUUAAGGGGAUGACACCUCGGAAAAUGUCAAAUGCCAGCUUGAUACUCUGUCACUCUUAGUUUUGCCACCGAAUUACUUAAAAUUGCAAAAAAUGUGUCAUCUUAAUGACUUAAGCAGUCAUCAUCAAAUGUUAAGCAGUCAAUCUUUAUGGACAUAGUAUCUGACCAAAUUCGAUAACCAGCCUAACAGCCCUUGAGUUAGUCGAAAUUGAGAAGACUGACGAGUGUGCUUAAUUAGUAAACUAAUUUAAUAGUUAAAAGUAAUAUGCUGUGAUAUAUUACGACAGUUUGUCGGCAGUUUAUAAAUGCAAACUGUCGAAAGUGCACUGAAUUACCAGUUUCUACUUUCUAUUGCAAUUACAUGUACCAACCAAUGAAACGAUUCCUACAUUUCGUUAACUUUGACAUUAAUCUGGCAGCAUGCAGCUUUAAGUGGUUUUAUAUAUGUACUGUUUCCACAGCAUUAAAAUAUAUACAAUGGGUUUGUUUGUAAACUUAUUUAUAGUCGCCAUCAGAAACACAUAUGUGCGACUCCUCCAGAAGACUGUUAGUGGGAGGCUGGUAUAAGAAACAGACAAGGCUCGAAUUCCACAAGCUUCCAUGGUACUUUAGCAUGCCAGUUGGAAAGCACCAAUACACAGUAAUCUUAUCCCAAAGUUUGUAAUUUUUAGUUGGAGGAGCGGGGGUUCCAAUAUACGUAGUCAGAAAUGU
Molecule: messenger RNA, 3013 nt
Organism: Mercenaria mercenaria
Lineage: Eukaryota; Metazoa; Mollusca; Bivalvia; Venerida; Veneridae
Product: kelch-like protein 24
Exons: 2
Coding region: 127-1818 (563 amino acids)
Molecular function (GO): protein binding
Source: RefSeq, a predicted model, not a curated record